Messenger RNA from Chenopodium quinoa (quinoa), 1146 nucleotides. RefSeq names its product glutathione S-transferase T3-like. The record is from RefSeq and is a predicted model, not a curated record. Lineage: Eukaryota; Viridiplantae; Streptophyta; Magnoliopsida; Caryophyllales; Amaranthaceae. The transcript has a single exon. Bases 1 to 1146 code for a protein of 381 amino acids.
AUGGAUCCAAACAACCCAAAUUUCCGCCAACAAUUUUCUGGUUUUAGUGAUGAUUUGCUAACUAAUCCCGAGUUUCAAUUGUUCUUGCAAAGAAUGGGCAAUACGUCUUUGCAACCAUCUCCACAGUAUCAGACACCCACUCAGUUUCCCCUACGAAACCAUGUUAUUGAAGAAUGUACACCUGAAACUGUACAUGAUAGCAACACACAAUUCAAUGAGAGCGAAGAGGACAGCGUACCAGAGACGCCGCAAUAUCCUCCACCAGUUCCCGAACUGAAAUCCAACCAGGUUGUUGCACGAGCGACUCGAAUUUGGUCAGUUGCGGAAGAUGAAACUCUGAUUGGGUUGUACUUGGAGAUCAGUGAGAAUGCUAUUAAAGGCACGAGCCAGAAAGCAACUUCCCUUUGGCGCGAUGUACACGCAGCAUAUCAACUUGCUCAUGCGGAGAAGCCGCAUAUACUUCCACCAAGACCUAUGAAGAGUCUGACGUCGCACUGGAGAAGGUUGGCAGCAGACACACUACAGUGGAUAUCUUGCUAUGAUGAAGCAGGUAGACUUCCGGAGGGAGGGAGUGGUUACAACGAAGCUGACCGUAUAAAAAGUGCGUCGAAGCUUUUCCAUCUCGCCCAAGGUCGUAAUUUCGCUUUUCCUCACGCUGUUGAAAUGCUUAAUAGAGAUCCAAAGUGGAGGCCAAAGCUGAGAUGGUCCUUGUCAAAGGAGGAAAGAAAAGCUGUUCGUGAUGUUGAGGAGCAAGGUAGUGCUGGAAGUGGGAAGAGGUCCAGAGAUGAUGGAGGGGAUGAAACCCCUACGGAUGGUUUUUCAUCUGGAGGAAUACAACGACCCGAAGGUGUGAAGAAAGCAAAGGCCAAGCGUAAAGGGAAAGAAGUAGCUUCGGACAGUGGUUCGUCUGAGCUUAGCGAACGAAUGAAGGAAUUGGCAACAAUUCGCGAGAGGGAGGCCAUUCUGAAGGAAGAGCGGAUCAAAAUUGAAAGGGAGAAGGAACAGAGGAAAAGGGAGGAACUUGACAUUCAUAAGAUGAAAACCUGGUUUGAUAUGGUGCAAGCUAUGAAGAAUUCGCCUACUCCACUCACUCCUGAAGAAGAGUCGUACAAGAAUUUCUUACUGGGUAAAUUACAGGGCUUAUAA